Molecule: messenger RNA, 2168 nt
Organism: Myripristis murdjan (pinecone soldierfish)
Lineage: Eukaryota; Metazoa; Chordata; Actinopteri; Holocentriformes; Holocentridae
Gene: rnf41l
Product: ring finger protein 41, like
Exons: 7
Coding region: 667-1704 (345 amino acids)
Biological process (GO): regulation of canonical NF-kappaB signal transduction
Cellular component (GO): plasma membrane signaling receptor complex
Molecular function (GO): zinc ion binding
Source: RefSeq, a predicted model, not a curated record
GUUUAGCAGGUUGUAGGAAUGUCUUCUUGAGUGAGUUGCAAGGAUGCAGUGUUUUAGUGUUUUUUCGUGAGAUUAUGAUGUCAACUGAGCCUGUGAGUGGCUCAAAGCAGCACCUUUAUGUUUUUGCCUUUUUUAUUUUCCCUAUUGAUCCUAGUUGAGAGUGGAUGUACAGCAUGUGCGGAUGUAAGCGAGACAAAGACAGAGGCAUUGGAGGAGUACACGGGUCUGGGCUGCUCUUUGAUUUUUGCGGUCUGGGAGAGCCUGUCAUCUGAUGUUGUGGAGUCUGUAAUCCAAUCAGGGAGAGGGAGAGUGUAAUCCAUGUUAAUCCCACAUCCAGAGCCAGAGAGGGGAAAGGGAGAGCGAAAGACUGGAAGAAAAAACAAGGAAAGGAAAAGGGUGGGUGAUGAAGAGAGACAGAUAAACAGAUGAGGGACAUCAGUAAUCUACAGCGGCUGUACCACAACACAUCUUGCUUGGCAUGAUAGAUACCUCUCCAUGGAGACGCAGCCCCCAGGGCAGGGGAGGGGCAUGAGAAAGGGAGACCCUCACCUUGAUGGAACAGCAGGGAAAGAGAGAGCAGGAUGAAGAAGGACGGGGAAUAGCACAGAGAUAAAGGGGUUAAAGUGCAACUGGAAAAAGGAAGAGUUGAAUAAAUAACCAGCCAGGAUGGGCUAUGAUCUGGAGAGGUUUGUGGGCUAUGUGAAUGAGGGCCUGCUUUGCUGUGUGUGUCGAGACGUGUUGGAGCGCCCCCUCCAGGCUCCCUGUGAACACGCCUACUGCAGCGCUUGCAUCAGCAGCUGGCUGGUCCACCACCACUCCUGUCCUGAGGACCGGCUGCCCCUGGACGUCAACAGUCUCAAACCACUGUACAGGUACAUGCGUAAUGAUCUGAACCGUCUGCAGAUCCGCUGUGUGAAUGCAGCGCAGGGCUGUGAGGUGGUCUGUUCCCUGGAGAGCCUGCACACGCAUGAGGACGGGUGCGAGUUUGCUUUCAUAUCCUGCUCCAACACAGGCUGUCCCGUGCAGGUAGAGAGGCGGAGUUUGGAGGCUCACCUGUCAGAGUGUAACUUCCGGAGCAGGGUAUGUCCCAGUGGCUGUGGUCACACCCUUCUCUCCAUUGACCAAUCACAGCACAACUGUGUUGCAGAGCUCCGCACCGAGGUGGAGAUGCUCAGGGCGGAGAUGCUGUGCAAGGUGGAUGAGGUGAGACGAGAGAUGGAGUCUCGUUUGGACUCCCAGAGGAGACACAUGGUGCAGAAAGAGUCGCAGCUGAAGAAUGAAGUGGAGGAGCUCAAGGGUCAGUUGUCCCGGGUGAUGUGUGACAUGCGUGCUCUGUUAGGGGCAGAGCGUUUGAGGAGACAGGAGCUGGCAGAAGCAGAGCUGGAGAAGAGAGAACUUCUGGAGCUCCUAAGAGAACUACAGCCAAUCAGGAGCCAGCAACCUGUCGAACAGCCAACCAGGGACCAGCAUCAGGGGGAACAGCAGCCAAUCGGAUGGGACCUGAACAUAGACCAACCAACAAGACACCAGCAAAGGGAUGCCUCCUUACAAGCUUCCACUCAGUCAUUACUUUCAGUUCAGUCUACCAGUGUGUUGGCUCCACCUCCUUCUCCACAGCUAGGAGAGGGGCUCCGCAAGGCUGGAGCCCGUAGUCUGACCCUGGACUGCAUCAAGAGGAAGAGCCGGGAGGUCACCGUCAUUUGAGUGGAUUGCUGGGUGAUUAGGCUAACUGGAUUAGAAAGAAGCCCCUGUUACUACAUCUUUUGUCACUGACGCAGAGCAAUAUGAACUCAAUCAACCCUUAAACAGGGGGUGAAGUGUGUACAAGUACUGUAGCUUUUGACAUAGUAAAAUUAUGAUCAUGAACAAAUUACAGUAUGCAGUAGAAUGGGCUCUAAGCUAAGAUGCAGUAAAUGUUUUGAAUCUGCUACCAACCCUAUCGAGAAAGACAAUAUUGAAACUGUAGGCUUAUGUGACAGCGAGUGGAACCUUAAUUUUGUAGACUAAAUUCAGACAAGCUCAUCCUCAGCUGACCUAUAAUUACUAUGUUUCAUUUAUGGAGUCGUAUCUUUGUUUAAUGCCCCUGGAUUUUGUAUCCAUCUAGCUUUAAUUAAAAUUUAGUUCAAUUAAAGUUGCCCUAACAUCCGUUUUUCUUGUUCUCAGGAUCA